AUGGCGACCCAACACCCGCAACAUCGCAAUCCCUCGCACUCUAAAAGGGCCUCGCAGUCCCACCCGCGCGUCUCGAGACCUGCCUUGCUCAAGCGUCACAGCAAGUCGCAGUCCAAGGUCCCCCAGGUCGCCCCGCGCAAGGACGAAGAGCCCGAGGACGACCCCAUGGCCGCCAGCUUCUUGAACUUCUGCACUGUGUGCGAGAAGCAAAUCAUUGUCCCGAACAACUCGAUACUCUACUGCUCCGAGAGCUGCCGCAAGAAGGACAACACCAAGACCAUCACCUUUGAGCCUUCGCCUCCCCCGACGCCAUACUCGCUCUACUCGGGCGAGGACUUCUCCCCUUCCCGCGACAUUGUUCCUCCCCGCUCGCCCACUGCCAUUCCCUCAAAACGCCUCUCGUACGGUUACUCUGAUGUCUCGGACGACGAUACCCCCGAGUGGGCCCAGGAGAAGCCAAAGGAGUCGGAAGCAACUCGUUACUUGAGAAUAUUCUCGUCGACAGACGUUACGGCGCAGAGGUCCAAGCGGUCCUCCACAUCAACAGUGGCGUCGACAACAAGUACAGCGCCAUCACUGUCGCAUACGCCGACCAGCUCCACCAGCACGUCGAUCCCGUACACGCCCGCAAGUCGGCCUCUGCCCAGACGGAACCCUCACGGGUCCUCUUACGGCACCCGUUCCGUCGACCUCGUCAACCCCUUUUCGGCCGCGCACCCCACGACUGCCCCUUCGAGUCUGACUCAAUGGUCAGUCAAAAGCGGGCCGAGUUGCAAGAUGUCGACCGGGCUCGCUGAGGGUGAGAUGGAACUGUUUCAGAAGAAGGUCCCUGACGCGACGUCGCCGAGUCAGGGAAGCCUGAAACAAUUGUUUGCCUUCAGUGCGAUGCAAGCACCGCCCAGUAGCACGGCAUCAACAAUGCGACCCACCUAUUCUUGA
Messenger RNA from Diplodia corticola, 939 nucleotides. Its product is annotated as life-span regulatory factor. The record is from RefSeq and is a predicted model, not a curated record. The coding region runs from base 1 to 939 and encodes 312 amino acids. Lineage: Eukaryota; Fungi; Ascomycota; Dothideomycetes; Botryosphaeriales; Botryosphaeriaceae. The transcript has 3 exons.